Molecule: messenger RNA, 1692 nt
Organism: Aspergillus mulundensis
Lineage: Eukaryota; Fungi; Ascomycota; Eurotiomycetes; Eurotiales; Aspergillaceae
Exons: 1
Coding region: 1-1692 (563 amino acids)
Biological process (GO): inosine biosynthetic process; adenosine catabolic process
Molecular function (GO): adenosine deaminase activity
Source: RefSeq, a predicted model, not a curated record
AUGGCCCAAGAUACAAUUGAAACGCACCUGUCCAAGCGCGCCGCGCUUCUGGAGCAGGAGAAAAGCAGUCGACACGACUACGCCUUCAGUCAGCGCAUGUCGCCGGUCGCGAAGACCGCCGCGAAAGUACUCGCAAACAUCCGCAAGAAGGAAGUGGAGUCUGUAUGGACGCCUGCAUCUACGUCUGAAGGGAAACUCGACUUGAAGGAUGUUACGUUCCCGGGUAUGUCUUUUGCGCUGUCGAGAGAGCGCAUGGAGAAGACGGUGUUGUGGAGGAUUAUUGCUGCGAUGCCGAAGGGGUGUCUGCUGCAUGCGCACAUGGAAGCCAUGAUUGAUAUCGACUGGAUGGUGCAGCAGGCUAUUGAGUUGCCUGGGUUCUACAUUUCGAGUCCUGUGCCGCUGUGUCCGGGGAUUGGGUCUGCCGGGAAAUGGUCGGAGCCGUUCCAGUUCUUGUAUAGGCCUGGAUUUGCCGGAGAGGCGCAGAAUGGGUGUGAGGCCGAGAUGAAUAUAUGGCAGGCGGAUUAUACUCAAGAUCAGCUUGUGCCGGUUGCUGCUGCGGCCAAGGCCUAUCCUGGGGGUGUUGAGGCCUUCAAAGCGUGGGCUGUUUCGAGGAUGACUAUUAACGAGGAAGAGGCUUUGGAACAUCAUCAUGGGAUCAAGGAUGUGUGGAAUAAAUUUCAGUCCUGUUUUGGCGCUAUCGGUGGGUUGUUCUUUACGGAGCCCAUCUUUCGACGGUGUAUACCCAGGCUUUUGCAGCAGCUUCAUGACGACGGCAUCAAGUAUGUUGAACUGCGUCUAGCUCCUUGCCCCUUCUACCGAGAAGGCUCGGACGUUGCCGAGUCUGAUUUCUUAUACUUCUUGCAAUGCUUCCAUGAAGAAGUGACUGCGUAUCUGUCUUCUCCCCAAGGCAAAGGGUUCUGGGACGCAAGGAUCAUCUGGACCGCGAUACGCAGUUUUCCCGAUGAACCCAUCAAGGAGUCCAUGAUGCAGUGUCUGGAUUGUAAGAAGGCAUACCCCUCUAUCAUCGCGGGCUUUGACUUCGUCGGCCAGGAAGACGCAGGUCGUCCUCUGGUCGAACUUCUCCCGCUCGCCAAGUGGUUCCAGCAACAAUGUGUCGAAAAGCAACUUCAGAUACCCUUCUUCUUUCACGCCGGCGAGUGCCUAGGCGACGGCGAUAGCACCGAUAGCAACCUAGUGGACGCCAUCCUGUUGAACUCCCGAAGGAUUGGACACGCCUUUUCGCUGUACAAACAUCCUCUCCUUAUCGACCUCGUCAAGGACAAGAAAAUCCUUAUUGAAAUGUGCCCGAUUUCCCAUGAAGUUCUCCGCCUCACAUCGAAUAUACUGAUGCACCCGAUGCCAGCGCUGCUGUCGCGCGGCGUGGCUGUUUCGCUGAAUAACGACGACCCGGCCGUUCUCGGGCACGGGAAGAACGGGCUGAGCCAUGACUUCUACCAGGUGACUGCAGCCUUUGAGAACACGGGCCUUGCGGGACUUGCAACCAUGGCAGAAGAUAGUAUCCGAUGGGCAGCCUUCGAGGACGAGACGGACUCCGAGUGGCUGCAGGGGAUUGAUGGCAACAGCAAUGGUCUCAAGGCUUUUCGGAUGACUCAAUGGAGGUCUGCGUUUGAGGAAUGGUGUGCGUGGAUAGUUCAGGAAUUCGGGGCGGAGCGGCUGGAAGCCCAGAACUGA